This is a messenger RNA of Zea mays, 591 nucleotides long. Its product is annotated as DEAD-box ATP-dependent RNA helicase 7-like. The transcript is spliced from 7 exons. Gene Ontology annotation, molecular function: RNA binding; ATP binding; helicase activity. Lineage: Eukaryota; Viridiplantae; Streptophyta; Magnoliopsida; Poales; Poaceae. The coding region runs from base 1 to 549 and encodes 182 amino acids. The record is from RefSeq and is a predicted model, not a curated record.
AUGGCUGGGCAAAGUCAGCCUCUGUCUUAUAAGCCACUGCCGUGUAAAGGAAGAAGGCAGCAAGGGCACAAGUUAUUCCAGACAUUAUCUGAUGUUAUAGGCAGUAUUGGAGGUCGUACCAUCAUCUUCACUGAGACGAAGGAUUCUGCAUCAGAGCUUUCUGGUAAUACUGGUGUUGCUGUCAUGCUUUAUGAGCCCAGAUAUAAGCACAGUGUCAGCAUACUAGAAAGGGAGUCUGGAGUUAAAUUUGAGCAUAUCUCUGCGCCACAACCCACUGAUGUAGCACAAUCUGCUGGCAGUGAAGCUGCAGAUGCCACUGCGAGUGUGUCAGACAGUGUUAUUCCUAUCUUCAGGCAGCAAGCAGAGCAGUUGCUAAGCUCUUCCAGUCUGUCUGCAGCUGACUUGCUUGCCAAAGCACUUGCGAAGGCAGUUGGUUACACGGACAUAAAGAAAAGAUCAUUGUUAUCUUCCUUGGAGGAUUACAGUACACUACAUCUUCAAACUGGCAGACCGAUGUGGUCACCUGGGUUUGCUAUAACAUCCCGGUGAUCGUGUUUCUUCAUCGUCGGGGUCAUAGUUGUUCCCAUUGGU